Messenger RNA from Trifolium pratense (red clover), 834 nucleotides. Its product is annotated as transcription initiation factor TFIID subunit 9-like. The transcript is spliced from 2 exons. Gene Ontology annotation, molecular function: transcription coactivator activity; protein heterodimerization activity; RNA polymerase II general transcription initiation factor activity. Gene Ontology annotation, biological process: DNA-templated transcription initiation; RNA polymerase II preinitiation complex assembly. The record is from RefSeq and is a predicted model, not a curated record. Gene Ontology annotation, cellular component: transcription factor TFIID complex; SAGA complex. NCBI's taxonomy places the organism in Eukaryota, Viridiplantae, Streptophyta, Magnoliopsida, Fabales, Fabaceae. Bases 107 to 643 code for a protein of 178 amino acids.
CUUAAAAAAAAAAAUAAACAUCCGAACAAACCAACAAACGCAGAUAACUGCCCGGAAAGCGUUACCGGAGUUGAUCGUCGGCCACCGUAGACCGCAGUUAACAUCAAUGGCAGAUAAUGAUCGAGAGUUAGCAAUGCCAAGAGACGCAAAGAUUUUGAAAAAUUUGUUGAAAUCAAUGGGAGUGGAAGAUCAUGAACCUUGUGUUAUAAACAAGUUUCUAGAACUAUGGUAUCGUUAUGUUGUUGAUGUUUUAACAGAUGCGCAAGAUUAUUCAGAACAUGCGGGUAAAUCUACAAUUGAUUGUGAUGAUGUUAAACUUGCUGUUCAAUCUAAGGUUAACUCUAGUUUCUCUCAACCACCCCCUCGUGAGGUUCUUCUAGAGUUGGCUCAUAAUCGCAACAAGAUACCAUUGCCAAAGAAUAUUACUGGACCUGGUUUUUCUCUUCCACCUGAUCAGGACACAUUAAUGUGUCCCAACUAUCAAUUUGCAAUUCCAAACAAAAGGUCGGCUGAAUCUAUAGAAGAUACAGAGGAUGAAGAAACUGUCAAUCCCAACCCUUCACAGGAAGAGCAGACAGAUAUGCAAUUGAAUCUUCAUCAUGAAAGAGUGUCAUUUCCUCUAACCAAACGCCAAAAGGAUUAAUUUUACACCUCAUUUGCUGCUAAUGUUUAAUUUAGUCUAGCUUGUAGCCUCAUUUGUAAUUGUUGCACUACAAUGGUAGUAACACAAAAGGGAUUGUGGUGUUAGUAUUUCAUUUUAGCUUGAUUAGUUAUUAUCUUCCUCUGUACAAUCUUGCCGAAAUUCAGCUUCUAAAAGGGAAUCAAUUUAUUAUC